GUAUAUAAGGCAGCAGUUGCAUUAACGCCUGACUUCUCAGACUGAACGGAGUUAAAAUCGAGAAAUAUAAUAAAGUCCUAAGAUGAACGUUGGUCCAGAGUCGACUAGACUGGUGUGUCCCAACUGCCAGAUGGAGGUGAUGACUAAGGCGACGGCAAUAACGACAACAAAAACGCAUUUAAUUGCGAUUCUUAUGUGCUUAUUUUGCUGCUGGAUCUGUGCUCCGGUGGUUUAUUGCACGGACUGCGCCCGAAGCAUCGAACACACUUGCCCCUCGUGCAACAACUAUAUUGGCACAUACGAUCGCUGAUACUCCUAAGAAAAAAAGUAUUAGGUUUUCGGGUAAAGUGAGU
Molecule: messenger RNA, 353 nt
Organism: Drosophila sulfurigaster albostrigata
Lineage: Eukaryota; Metazoa; Arthropoda; Insecta; Diptera; Drosophilidae
Product: lipopolysaccharide-induced tumor necrosis factor-alpha factor homolog
Exons: 2
Coding region: 83-310 (75 amino acids)
Molecular function (GO): zinc ion binding
Source: RefSeq, a predicted model, not a curated record